AGAUGUCGCAAUUUACGAAUGUGUACAUUUCGGUCACUAAAUUGAGUAUAAAUAAACAGCCUACAUAGAUUUAAUCUCAGUGUUUUUCUUUGUAAGAUUAUUGUGUUGGUAUUAAAGUGGUUUUAAGAGGUAUUAAACUACAUUUAAAACAGUGAAACCUUUGUGUAUUUAAAAUAAAUUGUUUUGGAUCUAAAUACGGCCGAAACUGUUUCGGAUUUUGGAAAUUAUCAUGCAGCUUCCAUAAGUGGACUGACUUUCUGUGAGCACAAAAAAAAAUCGAAGACAGAAUAUUCUGUUGGGUGAAAAAAACAAACUUGUAGUGAAAUGCAAAUACUCGCUUUUAAACUUUGGGUGUUAAUAUUUAUUAUUUGAGCAGUACUGUAGGUAAAAAGUGAAAUAAGCACUUCAUAAUUAUGAUGAACUGCAAAUGGAAGACAGUGUAAUGUGGUUAUGUAACAUUAAACUUGUAGUCAUGAUGAAAUUCUUUAGAUGCUAUAAUGAAUGGCCCUAUGUCAUGCAUGGUUAGGUGACUGUAAUUGAUGUAAGGUAUAACAGAAGAGAAAACAAAUGAAAUUCUUAUCUGUAUGAUGUACAGUGGCCAUCUUCCAGUUCACAUAGCUAAGUUUUACAGAUUCCUGGAGCAAUAUUAUAUCUUCAGAAGUGCUUUGGAGUAAACCGUCUUUAAAUGCAGCUUGUUUUUUUUUUCGAUGGAAUUGUAAUAGAGACAAGUGGAAGUUAUUUUUGAUUUUUCAUGGAAAGUUUAUUUGAUAAAAAGUGAAGAGCAGCUGGUUCCCUGGUGGCAGAUAUAAAUACAUACUGAUGUGGGAAAAUUUAAUUUGUCAGUAUAUCUGUAAACUGAAUUCUUAGGAGAAAACAUUUUUGAUAAGCAUCAGAAAACAUUGGAAUAAAGUGUUUGUCAGUGAAAUAAGAUUAGUUUCCUGUCAUUGGCAUACAAGCAUUGUGAUAUGCUAUGAAUUCGGAUCCAGUGAGGAUUGAAGGGAGAAAUAUGGAAGCGGAGCGAGGAGAUAUAGGGGAUUUAAAAAUGAUGCACUUAGCUGCAGUUAGAAACAGAUGCCGGCGACAUACUCUCGCAAAUGUUCGAGAACCUGUAAGGGUUUAUAUAGGUUUUGAUGUUGAAAAUGGAGCAAGUGGUGGACGGGGGCCGUUGGAAGGGAGCAGUCCAUCGGGUGGUCUUAUUUUACAAAACCUUCCACAAAGACGGGAGUCAUUCCUGUACCGGUCUGACAGUGACUAUGACAUCUCACCGAAAUCCAUGUCUCGCCAUUCCUCCGUACAAAGUGAACAACCACAGCACGCGGAAGAUCUUAUUGUUACACCAUUUGCUCAAGUAUUAGCAAGUUUACGCAGUGUACGCAAUAACUACAUCACUCUUACCAACGUACAGGCCUCUAGAGACAGACCACAUACGGGCGGCUCUUCUCGUCCUCAACAAAACCACAUGGGAAAUAGUCCAAGCUCUUUAACAACGCAGCAACAAAUACAGCAAAAUCUUGGCCAUAUAUCCUCGUCUUCUCAACAGUCACCUAGAUCUCAAACUGAUGAUAAUUAUAACAAGAUGGCAAUCGAGACACUGGAGGAGCUGGACUGGUGCCUCGACCAGCUUGAAACCAUUCAGACUCAUCGGUCUGUCAGUGAUAUGGCCUCCAGUAAGUUCAAACGGAUGUUGAAUCGAGAACUAAGUCACUUUGCAGAGUCAAGCAAAUCUGGAAACCAAAUAGCCGAAUACAUCUGCAGCACAUAUUUAGACAAACAACAGGAGCUUGAUGUUCCUUCAUUUAAGAUUGAGGAGAAUGAGAGCAGUCAUAAAGAGAAAGAGAACCAGAAGGAUUCUGGGAAGAGACGUCCUAUGACACAGAUAACUGGUGUCCGUAAACUUAAACAUACCAACAGUUUCACAGGUCAAGUGCCAAAAUACGGGGUAGAAACUCCACAUAAAGAAGAAUUAGGAAAGUUGCUGAAUGAAAUAGAUAGAUGGGGCGUGGACAUGUUCAAAAUUGCAGAAUACUCCAACAACAGACCUCUAACAUGCGUCACAUAUAAGAUAUUUCAGGACAGAAAUUUGUGUAGUACCUUCAAUAUUCCCGCUACAACGUUAGUGACCUACUUAAUGCAUUUAGAAGAUCACUAUCAUUCAGAUGUUCCAUACCACAACUGUAUUCAUGCUGCAGACGUCACUCAGUCAACGCAUGUUCUACUUUCUGCACAAGCAUUAGAGAAUGUGUUCACAGACUUAGAAAUUCUCUCAGCCAUAUUUGCCAGUGCCAUUCAUGACGUCGACCAUCCUGGCGUUACCAACCAGUUCCUUGUCAAUACAAGUUCAGAGCUAGCAUUGAUGUACAAUGACGAAUCUGUUUUAGAAAACCAUCAUCUGGCGGUUGCAUUCAAACUGCUACAAGAAGAAAAUUGUGACAUAUUCGUCAAUCUUUCCAAAAAACAACGACAGACAUUGCGUAAAAUGUGCAUAGAUAUGGUCCUCGCAACAGACAUGUCUAAGCAUAUGAGUCUUCUAGCGGAUUUGAAGACGAUGGUAGAAACGAAGAAGGUUGCGGGUUCAGGCGUACUCUUACUCGACAAUUAUCAAGACAGAAUACAGGUAUUGCAAAAUAUGGUGCACUGUGCAGACUUGAGCAACCCAACAAAGCCUCUUGAACUGUACAAGAAAUGGCUCGACAGGUUGAUGACAGAGUUCUUCCGUCAGGGUGACAUGGAAAGAGCAAAGGGACUUGACCUUAGUCCUAUGUGUGACAAACUAACUGCUACUGUCGAAAAAUCACAGGUCGGGUUUAUCGACUACAUUUUACAUCCAAUGUGGGAGACUUGGGCCGAUUUGGUGUACCCAGAUGCCCAGGAAAUACUUGAUCAAGUUGAAGAAAACCGUGACUGGUUUCAGAGCAUGAUACCAAUCAGUCCUUCAUCAAGUUUCUGUUCUAGUGCUAAAUCUGAGGAGAAAUCAGCGGACAGUAAAUUUCAAUUUGACAUUGAAGAAGAGAAAGAAAGUGACAAUGAAAACGAGCAUCACGGUAGUGAUGUUGUUAUCAAAUUAACUGACAGUAAAAUUAGUUCAUCGAAACAGCAAAGUAAAAAAGGACAGUAGCUGGUUGUAGAAAAAAAUAUUGCAUAAUUGUGAUACAGUUUACUCAUUAAAGUAUUCCAUGGCCUAAUCGGCCCCGUAUGAUGACAUUAGCGCUUAGAAAUUUGAAACGUGUCAUUAGGGCCGUGUCAGCUGUCUCCCAAGAUUCCACAUGGGGACUAGUCAUGUCAUGUCGCCAUGACAACAAGUGAUGGUGUAGAAUGGAAGAUGACAUCAUUUCUCAGGGAGAACUUCCAGGGUUUGGACAGUUGACUAUUUUGUUGCCGUAGUAGUAGUGAGAAAUUACGGUAAACAAAUUCGGAACUACAAGAGAAAAGCUUAGUGAAGGUAGAACAGUUUGAAUUUGUCUGUCUCUUAAGUUAUGAACAGAAGAAACUUUGGGAAGAAAAUGUUGCAGAUUUCGAAAUGGCGGGUAUUUUGUAAAGUGAAAACAGCUCGGCAUUAAUUAUAUGUUCAUGUAUAUUCAUGUUGCAGCCAUGUUCACUGUGCAUGCAUUUGCUCUGAAAAAGGCAAAUAGACUGGACAUUUCAAGGCAUUUAGCAGACUGAAUUGUUGUAUUUGAAAACAAACUUCUGCUUCUGUUAUUUUGAAAAACAGGAAGUUGUUUGCGAAGACUUUUUGGUACAACAUUUUUGAGCUUCCUGUUUUGGAGAGUUCCAAAGGGAGAUUAUUCUUUUUUACAUAAUGUUAGUGAUGCUUUAGUGGUGUUGCUGUUGGAAAGUAACAGUACAAGCCAGUUUUAUACAUUUUAUCAUAUCAUUUAUUUUACCAUAUUAAAAUCAUGAAAUUGUAUUUUAAAAAGUUGUUUCUGUAUAUGUUUGCUGCUUUAAUUUAUUAAGAUGUUUUAAGACUUUAUUUAAAUAAGGUUUGUUUGGGCUCUAAUCAUUGGUUUAAAGAUUGUUCCGCUUGUACUACAAGUUUGAUGAGCUUCAGCGUUUAAAAUAAACGCUUGUAAAAUUGUUCAUAUAUAGGGUUAUAGCCCUUGUGAAUCUGUGGACUAAAGGCUGAUGAAAAUUGACGUGAAAUGCCAUACGCGGCUGUACUGCCAUAAAAUCUAAAUUACCUCAGUCGGAAAUAAUGUUUUACAUACUGUUGGUUCUUUAUCUGAAGUAAUGCUAAAAAAAAAUCUAUGUCAACAUUACAUAGUUCUUAACCCUUAUCAUGCUGGACACGACUGGUUCUGCCUUUGCAACCAGUGUAGAUCAUGAUCAGCCUGCACAUCCGUGCAGUCUGAUCAUGAUCUGCACUGUUCGCUAUUCAGUUGGGUAUAUUUUUGGUAAGUACCCCUUUUAAACAGUUAAUGGUACUGUCCAAAUUGGAAGAUGGAACAGUUCAUUAUAGAAAUUUAGCAGGGUAAGGGUUAAAACUGCAGCCACAGUUGUCAAAUGGUUUUAUUGUAGACUAAACUAGGUAGAAGUUAUAGUUGAGAAUCAUUGUAGAAAAAAUUAUUAGCUCACCUGUCACAAAGUGACACGGUGAGCUUUUGUGAUCGCGCGGUGUCCGUCGUCCGUCCGUGCAUCCGUAAACUUUUGCUUGUGACCACUCUAGAGGUCACAUUUUUCAUGGGAUCUUUAUGAAAGUUGGUCAGAAUGUUCAUCUUGAUGAUAUCUAGGUCAAGUUCGAAACUGGGUCAUGUGCCUUCAAAAACUAGGUCAGUAGGUCUAAAAAUAGAAAAACCUUGUGCCCUCUCUAGAGGCCAUAUAUUUCACAAGAUCUUCAUGAAAAUUGGUCAGAAUGUUCACCUUGAUGAUAUCUAGGUCAAGUUCGAAACUGGGUCACAUGCCAUCAAAAACUAGGUCAGUAAGUCUAAAAAUAGAAAAACCUUGUGACCUCUCUAGAGGCAUUCACAAGAUCUUCAUGAAAAUUGGUCAGAACGUUCACCUUGAUGAUAUCUAGGUCAGGUUCGAAACUGGGUCACGUGCCCUCAAAAACUAGGUCAGUAGGUCAAAUAAUAGAAAAACCUUGUGACCUCUCUAAGGCCAUAUUUUUCAUGGGAUCUGUAUGAAAGUUGGUCUGAAUGUUCAUCUUGAUGAUAUCUAGGUCGAGUUCAAAACUGGGUCACGUGCGGUCAAAAACUAGGUCAGUAGGUCUAAAAAUAGAAAAACCUUGUGACCUCUCUAGAGGCCAUAUAUUUCAUGAGAUCUUCAUGAAAAUUAGUCAGAAUGUUCACCUUGAUGAUAUCUAGGUCAAGUUCAAAAGUGGGUCACGUCCUUCAAAAACUAGGUCAGUAGGUCUAAAAGUAGAAAAACCUUGUGACCUCUCUAGAGGCCAUAUAUUUUACAAGAUCUUCAUGAAAAUUGGUCAGAACGUUCACCUUGAUGAUAUCUAGGUCAGUUUCGAAAAUAGGCCACGUGCCAUCAUAAUCUAGGUCAGUAGAUCAAAUAAUAGAAAAACCUUGUGACCUCUCUAAAGGCCAUAUUUUUCAUGGGAUCUGUAUGAAAGUUGGUCUGAAUGUCCAUCUUGAUGAUAUCUAGGUCAAGUUUGAAACUGGGUCAUGUGCCGUCAACAACUAGGUCAGUAGGUCUAAAAAUAGAAAAACCUUGUGACCUCUCUAGAGGCCAUAUAUUAUACAAGAUCUUCAUGAAAAUUGGUCUGAAUGUUCAUCUUGAUGAUAUCUAGGUCAAGUUCGAAACUGGGUCACGUGCGGUCAAACACUAGGUCAGUAGGUCUAAAAAUAGAAAAACCUUGUGACCUCUCUAGAGGCCAUACUUGUGAAUGGAUCUCCAUAAAAAUUAGUCAGAAGGUUCACCUUGAUGAUAUCUAGGUCAAGUUUGAAACUGGGUCACGUGCCUUAAAAAACUAGGUCAGUAGGUCAAAUAAUGAAAAAACCUUGUGACCUCUCAAGAGGCCAUACUUUUCAUGGGAUCUGUAUGAAAGUUGGUCUGAAUGUUCAUCUUGAUGAUAUCUAGGUCAUGUUCGAAACUGGGUCAACUGCGGUCAAAAACUAGGUCAGUAGGUCUAAAAUUAUUAAAAUCUUUUGACCUCUCUAGAGACCAUAUUUUUCAAUGGAUCUUCAUGAAAAUUGACCUGAAUGUUCACCUUGAUAAUAUCUAGGUCAGUUUCAAAACUGGGUCACGUGCGGUCAAAAACUAGGCCAGUAGGUAUAAAAAUAGAAAAAUCUUGUGACCUCUCUAGAGGCCAUAUUUUUCAUGAGAUCUUCAUGAAAAUUAGUGAGAAUGUUCACUUUGAUGAUAUCUAGAUAAAAUUCAAAACAGGGUCACAUACCUUCGAAAACUAGGUCAAUAGGUCAGAUAAUAGAAAAACCUUGUGACCUCUCUAGAGACCAUAUUUUUCAAUGGAUCUUCAUGAAAAUUGGUCAGAAUUUUUAUCUUGAUAAUAUCUAGGUCAAGUUCAAAACUGGGUCACAUGAGCUCAAAGACUAGGUCACUAUGUCAAAUAAUAGAAAAAACGACGUCAUACUCAACACUGGGUCAUGUGGGAAGAGGUGAGCAAUUCAGGACCAUCAUGGUCCUCUUGUUUUCAUUGUGAAGCAGUUUUUCCCCUUUAAAAAUCAUACAUGGUGUUUUUAAAAAGCACAUUUUUAAAAUCAGAAAUUUGUGCUUACAGCAUUACAAGUUUGUAUUGUCUGUUUUUUCAUAGGGUAACAUGAACUUUUUUGUCAUAAAUUUGUGUAAUAUCGAAUUCUGUGUAGGUAUAAGUUUCAUAUUUCAUCAUUAUAAAUGUAUGUAAAGUUACACCUUCGGAAAGUUUACGCAAAUUAUAGUGUAAGUUUUUUCUUUCUUAAAUCAGUUGUAGUGUAUUUAUUAUAAUAAUGCCAGCUAGUUACAAAUAAAUGGCAUGUGUGACCAUUUCAUGUCACUGGAAAUCCAUCAGCCAAUCACUCUGUGAUAUUUGCUAGGGAUCAUGGGUAACUGCAAAAAAUUCGAAACUUACAAGAAUGCUUUGCGCUUUUUCUUCUUUUAGUUCUUCCCCAAAAGUGAACAAUCGUAUUGUUUGGUCAUGUUUUUAUUCAUGGGCCUUAUUUUCCUUUCUGGCAGUUUUAUUGCUCAAUGUGUUUCUUAAAACAAAAAUUGAAAACAUUUGUGAAAACGUUUUUAUCUAAAACAUUUACAGUGUUCAAUAUUUAAAUUUCCAAGUGACCAGUAACUAGCUUGUAGAAUAAAAUUGUUUCAGAGGUGUUUUGUUUAAUUCAAGCUUGACUAAAGUGAUGUAUUUUUCUCUUACAUGAUAAUGUAACAAUUACAGAUUCCAGAUCACAUUUCUUCCAUGACAGUUGUGUAUCCCAUGAUUUCUAGCAGCCCAGCCUAGUUAAAAAUAAAAUUUGGAAAACUGAAA
Molecule: messenger RNA, 7408 nt
Organism: Mercenaria mercenaria
Lineage: Eukaryota; Metazoa; Mollusca; Bivalvia; Venerida; Veneridae
Product: cAMP-specific 3',5'-cyclic phosphodiesterase 4C-like
Exons: 15
Coding region: 971-3115 (714 amino acids)
Biological process (GO): signal transduction
Cellular component (GO): perinuclear region of cytoplasm; nucleus; cytosol
Molecular function (GO): 3',5'-cyclic-AMP phosphodiesterase activity
Source: RefSeq, a predicted model, not a curated record